UCUAACAAGAACCUGCCUCCUUCCCCCUCAAUGCCAGAUUCUCUCCUCGCAGGACAGGUGCGCUCUGUGCUUGAGGGCGCUCCUGAUGCCUUACCGAUAUCAGAAUUUCUCGGAAAUGUUGAUGAAUUUGUGCUUGAAUGCUCCUCUUCGCCCGAACCUGAGGUUCUCUUAUUUCACUUGGAAGAAGAGUUCCAAAAGAUCUUCCAUGAAGUUACUGAUUAUUCGUCGCUGUAUCAGACUGAAAUCUUCCUUGCUAUUUUAUAUCAUCUAGAUCCUGUGCUCCCAUCUAUCUCUGUCAUAUCUUGGUUCGAUCUGCUUCUUCGACCUGCACUACGGGAACCGAAAUUACCGACCAUUGCUGUAACUCACGCGAAGGAGCUCAUCAUCGGAGCGCUGCAGAAGACGCAGUCAGGUUAUUCAGAAAUGGUUGGUGACUUUCGACGCCGACUGCUGGAAUUAUAUCUACUCGAUGCGUUCAACGAGAGCUCAGGAGACGACGCUGUUGAGUGGGCUGAGAUUGGCGAGGAGGAAAGAGAGAAACGAACGCGCUGGAAGGUCAACUUGGAGGAUAUUCUGGUGAAGUAUGGUAGCGAACAACCUGAGGACCUUCUCACAGAAGUGGAUCACCAUUUUGCAACACCCUCCUCUCGACUCCAACUUCUAAUGUUUCUGAAUGCCUACACAUCUUCCCCGUCUUUUCCAGACUGUGCUUCAAUCUUUGCACAACACCCAAUCAUGCAACAACUUAUAUAUUCCCUUUAUUUGGAUUAUUCUUCUACUGUUUGUACCGCUGGAAUGACUCUAAUGGUCAAACUUCUUCCCGUAUUUGCUAUCCAUGCGGCUACAACGUUGAAACCGAUACUUCCGAAGCUGUUAGCCAUCUUGGCCAGGAUCAUGUGCUGGAGGGAACGCCCCCCAUCCGAUCCUCAACUUCCGGAAGAGGAGGCCGCUGGCGUGGAUUUCGAUCGCGAAAUCUUAAAGGAAACAAGCCCUAUUCUUCACAUUCGUUCAGACCUCGAAUGGGAACGACUAGAAAUGACAUUUAACACAACGAUUUCGUUUCCUCCUUCACCACGACCUUAUUUCACGACAUUGUAUUACCUCUACCCUUCCAAUGUUCUGAAGUUCCUUAGGAAUCCGGCUCAAUAUCUCGAUGAUGCCUCUGUGAGGAGUCCAUAUACUGUGGCUUGGGCUGAAGCGCUCGAAGAAGAUGAAAUACGACGGCGAAGUGAGAAUUUGUUAAGGGAGCAUUGCUGUCAUCCACUGCUUAUCUGGCGUGACUCUGUGGCCGAACUCUUGCAGCCAGAGUUUUGGGUUCGAUAUGAUAUUUCAAGAAUUGUGAGCGAGGCCGCCAUGCUGGACAUACGCAACCUCGCUUCGGGACUACGGGAGAAAUACAGCCACGCACGCACCACAGAAAAGGGGGUAACUCAAGGGGAUCUGCCAAUUGACCGUCCAAUUAAGGCGGGAUCUCCGCGGUACAUCCCAUUAAUUGACUUCUCUUCCGAAAGAGUCGUCCUUUCACUACAAGACAUGAUCCAGGCAUCCGUGGCAUUAAAAUCCGACAUAGACGUCGAAGUCGUCAAAACAACAUCUCAGUGGUCUCAACAUUUUUUUACAGCCGAAACGUCAGAACUCAUCCGGACGCGGCCCUCAUCUCCAACCAGCGAGCAAAACCAGACACAUGUUGCACAAGCAAUCUCAAGGUUGCAACGAGACCGCCUUCUCCUCCUGAACGAGCUUAAUUUUGAACUAUGGCUAUCAAGAGAGAACGCGAAACACAUUGCGCGUCUUUAUCAAGAUCGAAUUCUGAUGAAAACUGCAGAAACGGAACGGCAAGGUUUGUAUAACAAGCUGCGAAAAUAUCGAGCGCAAGUCAUUAGCCUCGAGAAAGAAUUACAAGAACACAAGCGGCUAGCCUCGUCUGCAAAAAACAAAUAUGUUGACUGGAACGCGGAGUUGCAGAAAAAGCUGAAGGAGCUUCGGGACGAAAAGAAGAACUGGGUUUCUGAGGAGGCCACUCUUCGUCGUGCGGAGAAAGAGACCCAGGCUCGUUUUGCCGCACAGGGAAAACUGUUGGGUGAGGCAACGAAUAAAGUUUUUCAGCUUCAAACACAGAAGAAGGAAAAUCAGCACAAAAUAGACCGACUGAAAGAUUACGAACAACAAAUUGAGCAACAUGUCAAGAUCCAACGACUAUGGGAUGAAGAUUUCCACAAGUUCAACGAACGCGGACAGGAAGCGGAGAUCAUGAAGAGUCAAUACAGGCAAAUGGAGAUUCGACUUGAAAGUUUGGAAAGGACGCAAGCCGAAAUGGACGAUAAUGCACGCGUGUAUCGUCGAAAAAUCAUGACACUGGAAGCUCAAUUAGUUGAGGAGAGGAGAAUAUCAACUCCGCGACACUCCCCCGCAUUAGAAAUCACCAAUUUUGCUUCGGAGAAAGCUGCGCUGCUAUCGGCAAACAAAAAGGCCAAGGAUGAGAAUUCAAAACUCAAGGAUGAGGUUGAGGAGCUCAGAGAGAUGGUUGAGCUUUUGAAAGGGAAAUGCAGCGGGCAAAAGGGAAUAAUUUAUUAGUCCUGUGUUUUUAGUCCAGCGUUUUUCCAGAACAUUCGAUCAGCCGCCCGCGACUUCUUCCUAAAAA
Messenger RNA from Laccaria bicolor S238N-H82, 2641 nucleotides. RefSeq lists its product as uncharacterized. The record is from RefSeq and is a predicted model, not a curated record. NCBI's taxonomy places the organism in Eukaryota, Fungi, Basidiomycota, Agaricomycetes, Agaricales, Hydnangiaceae. Bases 31 to 2574 code for a protein of 847 amino acids. Gene Ontology annotation, biological process: negative regulation of TOR signaling; regulation of cell cycle. The transcript is spliced from 7 exons. Gene Ontology annotation, cellular component: TSC1-TSC2 complex.